Cinclus cinclus is the source of this 1407-nucleotide messenger RNA. It is a transcript of the gene MYOC, whose product is annotated as myocilin. Gene Ontology annotation, biological process: osteoblast differentiation; signal transduction. The record is from RefSeq and is a predicted model, not a curated record. Gene Ontology annotation, cellular component: Golgi apparatus. Bases 1 to 1407 code for a protein of 468 amino acids. NCBI's taxonomy places the organism in Eukaryota, Metazoa, Chordata, Aves, Passeriformes, Cinclidae. The transcript is spliced from 3 exons.
AUGUUGGGCGUCUGGCUGCUGCUUUGGGGUUCCGUGGCCCUAGGAGGCCGGGCGGACACCGCCUUCCUCCGCCGCGCCCAUGACAGCUCCGGGCACUGCACCUACUCCUUCACGGUCGCCAGCCCCGUGGAGGCCGCCUGCCCCGAGGCUGCCGGCGGCGUGCCCGAGCUGCGCGCUGAGCUGGCCGCCCUCACCGCCCGGCUGAGCCGGCUGGAGAGCCGGGAGCGCGGAGCGGGGGGCUCGGGGCCGCGGGGAGCCGAGUCAGGGAGCGCACGGGACCCUCAGCAAGUGGCCGUGGCCGCCCGCCUGGAGGCUGCCUACGGCGAGCUGCUGCGGGCCAAGUCCCGGCUGGAGGAGGAGAAAGGGCGGCUGGAGCGGGAGAAAGAGGAGCUGGGCAGGCGGCUGGAGAGCAGCGCCCAAGAGAUCACCCGGCUACGGGCCUCCCGCUGCCCCCCCGGCAGAGAGGGCCCCGGCCGGGACACGCUGCGUGCCCCCGCCAAGGCGCCGCGCUGGGAGCCGCAGCCCCUCAGCUACCAGGAGCUGCAGUCGGAGAGGACCGAGGUUCCCGUGUCGCGGCUGCUGGACGAGACGGCGCUCGGCCGCCCCGGCAAGGAGGACUCAGGCUGCGGUCAGCUGGUGUGGGUGGGAGAGCCCGUAGUGUUCGGCCGAGCCGACUCCAUCGCGGGCAAGUACGGCGUGUGGAUGAAGGACCCCGAGCCCGUGCCGCCUUUCACGCGGGACAACACCUGGCGUGUGGACACCGUGGGCACCGAGGUGCGCCAGCUCUUCCAGUACGAGGAGGCCGAGCAGCUGGCCCGGGGCUACCCCGCCAAGGUGCACAUCCUGCCGCGGCCCCUGGAGAGCACGGGGGCAGUCAUCUACCGCGGCGGGCUCUUCUUCCAGCCCCGCCAUUCCCGCUCCGUGGCCCGCUACGACCUGCGGGGAGAAACCAUCACGGCCGAGAGGGAGAUCCCCGGGGCCGGCUACCACGGGCAGUACCCCUACUCCUGGGGGGGCUACACGGACAUCGACCUGGCGGUGGAUGAGACGGGGCUUUGGGUCAUCUACAGCACUGAGAAGGCCCGGGGAGCCAUCGUCCUCUCCAAGCUGGACCCCGAGACGCUGGAGAUCCGUCGGACCUGGGAGACCAACAUUCGCAAGCGGGGGGUGGCCAAUUCCUUCCUCAUCUGCGGCACCCUCUACACCGUCAGCAGCUACUCGGCGCCCAACGCCACCAUCAAUUUUGCCUACGACACUGCCACGGGCAGCAGCCGGGCCCUGAGCAUCCCUUUUGAGAACCGCUUCCGCUACCUCAGCAUGCUGGACUACAACCCUGCCGAGCGGCGGCUCUUUGCCUGGGACAGCUUCAACAUGGUCACCUACCCCGUCCGCCUGUCCCGGGCGUGA